AUGACCACAACCGCUCCCGCUCCCAGUCCGUCGCUGGCGUCGACCCAACCUCAUCAACCUCAUCUUCAGCCACAACCGCAGCUGCAACCGCCUCCUCCGUCACAUCAGCAGCAGCAGCCACAACUGCCGCAACAGCCACAACAACAAUUACUACUUCGGCAACAACAUCACCACCUCCAUCUCCCACCACCACCGCCAUUUGCCGUAAGACCGCAGCCGGCCCCCGUGGCCUCGACCGGUCCUCUUCAACCCCUCACUCCGAACGUACUCCACCCUCCAAAGGCCUUCGUCCCUCCAGCCGCCGUGCCCAACCCUACGUCUCCACCGAACAAGCGUGAUCUCAAAUCUUGGUGGAAGGGCUUCAUCCUUCAGUCCAAGAGUCAUGAUGUGCCGAUGCAACGGACAAGGGGCAUUUUCGGCGUCCCUUUGCGGGAGAGUAUAACGUACGCAAAUGUGGCCAUCUCUCUGAUCGACGACAACGGAAGGAGUUACAUCUAUGGUUAUGUGCCCAUUGUCGUCGCCAAGUGCGGCGUCUUCCUCAAGGAGAAAGCCACCGGAAUCGAGGGCAUCUUCCGGCUAAGCGGCUCCGAAAAGCGAAUCAAGGAGCUCAAACAAGCAUUCGACUCCCCCGAGCGCUAUGGCAAAGGCAUGUCCUGGAAUGGAUAUACCGUGCACGACGCCGCCAACGUCUUGAGACGCUACCUCAACGACCUGCCCGAGCCGGUUGUACCGCUCGACUUUUACGAACCUUUUCGGGAUCCCUUGCGCCACGCCGUCAAGCUGACAGGCGCCGACAGCGAUGGCCCCCAUUUUGUCCCAAACUUCGACAUGGCCUCUGCCAUCCGCCAAUACCAGCGUCUGAUCACCGAACUGCCGCCUCUCAACCGCCAGCUAUUGCUCUACAUCCUCGAUCUGCUCGCCGUCUUUGCCGCCAAAUCCGACGUGAACCGCAUGAACUCACAGAAUCUCUCUGCCAUCUUCCAGCCCGGCCUGCUCUCACACCCCAGCCACGAUAUGGCCCCAGAAGAAUACCGUCUGAACCAGAUCGUCCUCAUCUUCCUCAUCGAGAACCAGGACCACUUUCUGAUCGGCAUGCAAGGUACCGCCGCCGACGAGCAGACGGUCAAGGACGUCCAGAGAGGCACCCCGCCCGUCACUCCCAGCAUUGCCGUGGAGAGUCCCGGAGCCAUUGGGGUCUCUAGGACAGCGUCCAAUGCCAGCGCGGGUGCCGAGAGUGUCGCCCGCGACGGCAAGAUCCGCCGCAAUCGCUCAACCUCAUCGCGCAAUUCCCGCCACUCCAACGGCAACAGCAACAGCCACGGCCACGGUCAUAAUCACAACCAUAACCACGAUCACGGUCACAGCCACGUCGCACAUACUCGCCCCCCGAGUCCUAGCAGCAGCAGUCCCGGGCUGAUCGUGACGCCGACUGCCUCCAGCUCCACAAGUGGUGGCUUGGCCCGGAGCAAUACGCUGCCCGCCAGAUCUCCCGGUCUCUCACCCGGGAGAUUCAACAAACGAACGGAUGCAACCGGCAGUCCCGUCUCCCCCCUCACCCCAAUCACUCAUCAUUCUCCUCUGCAUACGCCGACGAUUGAGCCGGUCGAAGAGGUUGUUACUCCGGCAGAGGAAUCGUCGUUUCAGAGCCCAUUUUCACCGGCUGCCGUGAAGUCAACACCACCUCCUUCCACGUCAGAGUUGGUCCUGGAUCCGCCGCCUGACACCACAGGAGUCCCUGCUGUAGGAACUGGAACUGCUGUAAAAGAAACGGGGGCUUCAACUCCGUCCAAGGAUAGAAUCCUUUCGCUCUUUCAGCGCUCACAGGUGGCCGACGGUGAGCCGCGCCCUCCACCAAACAAGCUCAGAAAGAAGAGAAUGCCGACCAGUGCAAACCCGAGCGCGCAGAGCUCAACGGCCUCAUUGCCGCCAGUUGCUUCGGCUUUUGCCUCGUCGACUCACGAGCUUGGAAUCAAUCCAUCAGAGGCGCAUGCAACAGCAUCACCAUCUCCAGCGGCUGCUGUAACGGCAACAGCAGCAGUAGCGGCAACAAAGGGACGCAUCCCGCCCAAUGAGCUCACUUCGCACCAAAAAUCCGGCUCUUCUUCGGCUCCGCACGCUAUCGACCUGACGCCCCAUGCGUCCCAAGUUCCGUCUACGGUCACGACGACUUCGACGCCGAUGCCAAUCCCGGCGCCAGAUGCGGCUGCGUGUGAGGCCCAGCUCCGACCGCAAAGAAGAUCGCUGUCACCGUCUCUGCACAGCUCCUUUAACGACGGCUCUGAAGCUGACCAAGCCGAUGAGUCGACGGCUGCAUCCACGUCAGACCAUGCCGAUCAUUCCGAAAGGGCCAAUAAGCGGAACUGGCGCAUGUCAAGACGACGAGAUGACGCGCCGCUGAUGGGGCUUCUACCACCAGGAAGCAACUUGAGCGAAGUGUCUACCAACUCUCGGCCGGCCCUCAGCGUUGGGUCCAACGCGAACGCAGAACUGAGCACAAGCUCAGUCUGCAGCGCCGGCCCAGCGUCAAUCAGCGUCGCCGCACUCUCGCAGACAGGUGCUAGCGGCUCGCCGGAACCGACGUUUGCGAACGCUGAGGCUACCAUGUCGCAGGACUCGACCACAACUGCCGGCAGCAGCAGGGAUGGCAGAGACGGCAGAGACGGCAGAGACAACAAGGAGGGCAAGCUGUCCGGCUGGCUCAAGAACAAAUAUCGCGAGGCCAAGGAGACCGCUGAGCAUCGACGAACCAAGUCACCCACCUCAGAAGAUCGAUUGCCAACCACAAGUUUGGUGUCUGGGCUGGCUCGCGGAAAGAGCCUCGAUCUCAAGCGACCCGUCGAAGAGGACAAGAAGUCGAAUUGA
Grosmannia clavigera kw1407 is the source of this 2862-nucleotide messenger RNA. Its product is annotated as Rho GTPase activator. The record is from RefSeq and is a predicted model, not a curated record. Gene Ontology annotation, molecular function: GTPase activator activity. Gene Ontology annotation, biological process: regulation of fungal-type cell wall organization; signal transduction; activation of GTPase activity. Gene Ontology annotation, cellular component: cell cortex. The transcript is spliced from 3 exons. Bases 1 to 2862 code for a protein of 953 amino acids. NCBI's taxonomy places the organism in Eukaryota, Fungi, Ascomycota, Sordariomycetes, Ophiostomatales, Ophiostomataceae.